AUGCGCUGGAUAAGCAGAUACUUAUUUUGUAUAUUUUGCUCAGUUUCAACAGUCAUAAUCUUAAUAACAUGGUCUUUCGAAAAGUCAAGUCAUAACUACGCAUCUGUGCUACAAAAAAAUAGCAAAAUAUUCUCUGAUAUCACACAAAGCAAUGGGCAACAAACAACAGCUAACUUGGCUCCGAAUUAUCUUCGUUAUUUAUAUCCACAAAUAUGGGCCUGCCAAUCCGAAAAUUUCGAAGGCAAAUCGGGUUACUACUCACAGUCUCGUGAGGAUGAAGCAUUUCACAAAUGGAUCUUCAAUAACACCAAGGAAAAUCAGAAUCCGGGCAUAUUUGUAGAAUUGGGCGCGGCAAAUGGAAUCACUUUUAGUAAUACGCUGUUUUUUGAGCGGAUGUUUGACUGGCGCGGCGUGCUCUUUGAAGCACAGCCAGAAAAUGCAAAACUCCUGCUGAAAGCAGACCGAGAAAAAACAGUUAAAUUGCCUGUUGCAAUCUGUUCGGCUCUACAAACCCAUAUUAGAAUGCUCGGCGGACCCGGCUUCGUCGCUGGAAAUAUUGAUACUAUGGAUGCAGACUUUAAAGAAGCUUGGCACAAAAAUGAUAACAAGACUGUAGAUGUACCAUGUGGUCCUAUUGGUUCAUAUUUAACGGCGAUUGGAAUCACUCAUAUUGAUCUCUUCAGUCUUGAUGUUGAAGGGGGCGAGUUGUCAGUACUACUUACAAUGAAUUGGAAUAUACAAGUGCAUUAUCUGCUUAUCAAAAAUAACUCAAAUACACCUAACAUAAUAAUUUUAUUAAAAUCUCAUGGAUUUCGUGUACAAGAUUUUAAGCCUUGCUCGCUAGGAGUUACUGACUGUACCAACAAUACACUAUUCGUUAACGAAGAUUAUCAACGACCCAACUUUUCGACGAUAUGCAUACCUAAUAUUUAUUCGAACAUCAACUGA
Molecule: messenger RNA, 948 nt
Organism: Rotaria socialis
Lineage: Eukaryota; Metazoa; Rotifera; Eurotatoria; Philodinida; Philodinidae
Source: the annotation of a GenBank genome assembly